AUGGCUGUCUUUCUGGUGAAUACCUGUAAAUUCAACUCUUGUGGCAUCACUUUCCCCACUCUCACUGAACUCAUCCGACACAUCGAAGACACACAUUUGGGUCCGAUUCACACCAAACACUCGCAUCCCUUUCCACCCGACCCCUCACCCCAUCCCACCUCUUACUUUGAUCCGCGAGUCAUAGAAGAACAUGAGUCACAACAGCCGUCAUGUCUUCCAAUCAGUUAUAUCCUGAGGGUAUUCGCCGACAAUUGUCGCAAAGAAUCGGUGAAUGGAAGCCAUAAUCCGAUGCGGAAGGGGAUCCGAACCCAUUCACCCACUCUCUCCCUGUCCAGCACUACGCCCACCGGUAGUGAAAUGGAUGAAGAAGACAAUGUGUCCGACACGGGCGACAGUAGUAUUGAUUCGUGGGUUAACCAUAAUGUGGACAACGACUCGGCCAAUGCUAUACUCAAAAUAUUGAGUCCGCCAUCGACUCAGACGACUAGUGGUACGGCUUUGGAUGAGAAGGACAGGCCUUAUGUGUGCACUGAAGGCAACUGCAAGAAGAAGGUUAGCUAUUAA
This is a messenger RNA of Oppiella nova, 564 nucleotides long. NCBI's taxonomy places the organism in Eukaryota, Metazoa, Arthropoda, Arachnida, Sarcoptiformes, Oppiidae. The record is from the annotation of a GenBank genome assembly.